AUGGCGACUCUAGCAGAACCCCCUACGGUCAUGUCAUCAUCAACCUCGCCGAUGCCGACCGUGUACGAACAGGACAUUGACAGCUUCAUCAACCUCGAUCAACUCACCUACACAUCCGCCGAACCGGCUCGACCAAAAGCCAUCCUGGCAAGCCAGCCUUCUCUCCCCAGCUCAGAUUUCACCGCCAGCGAUGUCCGCAGUGCGACAUUCGCUGCCAAUGGUCACUCACCUAUGACUUUCCAAGGGCCUAGCCACCAAUAUGAGGAACACAAGCAGCAGACUGGUCUGCCACCAGGAGCUCUAGCCCAGGCAAUGAACUUCAAUCAGAUGGCCGGCGUCACUUUCGGUAACGCGAGCCCUGCUUACCAGAUGAAUGGCGACAUGUUCGCUAGCAGCCACAUGAAGCGGGAAGAAACUUCGUUCGAUUUCAACAACAUGUCUUCUCGUAACCCGUCUGAAAUGGACCUGGAGUCUGACGGCAUGGGCGCGGUUCCUUACUAUCUCUCACCCAAUGUCAAUAAGAAUCAAUUCAUUGAUCCCAAUGCUCUUGGAGGUCAUGAAGUCGUUCCUGCCGGGCCAUCCACUCAGGUCGGCCGCAUGUAUCCGGGAAUGCACCAACAACAAGCAGCCAUGGCAAAGGCGGCUCAGCAACAGCAGCAACAACAACAACAGAAACAACAUGAGAUACUUCGUCAGCAGCAACAGCAGCAGCAAUUCCAGCAGCAGCAGCAACAGCCACAGCAACAGCAGAGCCAGCCCCCUCGCGCCACGAACCCUGCCGUGGAGGAGCGGAUUACGCGCCUUUUGCAGCAGAUGAGACAGAACGCUAUGGGCGCUAUCGAGGACACACCAUCGCCCUCUUCGUCCUUACCCCAAAUGGCAAAGAUGAAGAAGGAUGAGCAGGAUAUGGACGAAGAUGAAAGGUUACUUGCUAGUGAAGAAGGAAAGAAACUCAGUAGCAAGGAACGUCGGCAACUACGCAACAAGGUUUCAGCACGCGCUUUCCGAUCGCGCAGAAAGGAAUAUAUCGGCCAACUUGAGUCAGAGGUCGCUGCACGGACCAAUGAAGCCCACGAACUACGUCUUCAGAAUCGUGUUCUGUACGAGGAAAAUGCUCGCCUCACCGACCUUGCUCGCAUGCUUCUCUCCUCCCCUCAUUUCUCUCAGUUCCUGGACGAGAUGAGCGUCAAUGGCGUCCCCGCGCCCAAUCUACCUCAAUCUCAAACCCAGGUCUCUCAAUCCCAGCCACAGCAGCAGCAGCAGCAACAGCAACAGCAACAGAUUAAACCUCAGUCUCAACCACAACCCAUGGGGCAGCCGCCCAUGCAAGCUAGCAUCGUCAGAGAUGCCACUCCUAAUCACGGUAUCCCAGUCCCUCAGAACCCUCAGGUUGGCAUGGUCAUGGUUCCUAAUCAACCGAUGGAUGUUUCUGCAAUGAGUCUAAACAAUGGCGCCUGGAACACCGGAAUUGACAUGAGCUAUGGCAACACUCCUGUGUUUGCUGUCCUGGAGGUUCCCGAGGGUCCCGCACUCGACGCAGAGAUGCUCUCUGGAAAGAGCUCGACUUUGUUCAGAACAUGUCUGCCAGAAGUAUCUUCUGCAAAGGAUGAGAUCCCCAUGAUCGAGCGGCCGCCAAAUACAGAGGAGGAGACGAAUGAUUCUCCUGUCGGUGUCGAGAACCCAGAUAUUCAGCUUGACGAGUCCGACCCUGCUUUCGCCCUCUUCGCCGACUCCCCCGCCAAGGCCUCGUCGUCAGACUCCCCUGUGGACUUUCCUUGCACCAUCCGAUCUGAAAAGUCAACGCCUGCAUUUGAGCUGGUGGUCGAGAAUGAGUCCAAGGCCACUGCAGACCGCUUUGUCGUUCUUUGCAACAGUAUGGAGGCAGCCUUCCAGCGCGUCUCUGUGAUGACCUCCCAUCUUUCAUGA
This is a messenger RNA of Aspergillus fischeri NRRL 181, 1926 nucleotides long. Its product is annotated as bZIP transcription factor. Lineage: Eukaryota; Fungi; Ascomycota; Eurotiomycetes; Eurotiales; Aspergillaceae. Bases 1 to 1926 code for a protein of 641 amino acids. Gene Ontology annotation, molecular function: DNA-binding transcription factor activity. The transcript is spliced from 2 exons. Gene Ontology annotation, biological process: regulation of DNA-templated transcription. The record is from RefSeq and is a predicted model, not a curated record.